Molecule: messenger RNA, 414 nt
Organism: Pipistrellus nathusii (Nathusius's pipistrelle)
Lineage: Eukaryota; Metazoa; Chordata; Mammalia; Chiroptera; Vespertilionidae
Source: the annotation of a GenBank genome assembly
AUGGGGGCGGCCGAGCGCUUGCCGAGCGCCUCCGAGCGGGACACGGAAACACCCGAAGUGGAGAGACCCGCGCGGGAGCCGGGCGGAAAAGCCCGAAAGAGGCCGGAAAUACCCGCGGGGAAUCGGCGGGGGAGGAGACCGUUGCCGGAAAUUGUCGAGGGUCACCGGAAACCGCCGAGUCUGACCCAGCGCAUAGGUUCCUCUUCUCGGCCACGCCCUUUCCUCACGCACGCCACGCCCCCUCGGCCACCCAAGGCGGGGCCACGCCCAAACGGCAAUCGCCGGGCCCGGCGAGGCGAGGGGUGCCUGAGCCGGCGGGGGCGUUACGUGGCCUUGCUGCCUUCUCGAUUGGCCCCUCAGCCUUUCUAUAUUAAUUGGGUCUUGAUAGAAUCUAAGAUUAAGCAAAGAGUAUAA